Molecule: messenger RNA, 2358 nt
Organism: Hibiscus syriacus
Lineage: Eukaryota; Viridiplantae; Streptophyta; Magnoliopsida; Malvales; Malvaceae
Product: condensin complex subunit 2-like
Exons: 13
Coding region: 109-2079 (656 amino acids)
Biological process (GO): mitotic chromosome condensation
Cellular component (GO): condensin complex
Molecular function (GO): chromatin binding
Source: RefSeq, a predicted model, not a curated record
CAUUUUUCCCCUUUUUCUUUUUCCGCCAAUUUCAGACUACAGAAGCUCUGAACAAGGAGGCUCCGUCGAACUGUUAAAGAAGAAAAACGCCUAAGCCCCCUUUAGCCAAUGGCCGAAGCGCUAAGCCCUAACCCUAGGCCACGGAUCCCUAUGGCUGCUCGCAUCCAGUCCCCAACAAGCCCCUUCUUCUUGGGCUCUAACGACGACAAACUCGAGCGUGCGCAGGCUCGAGUCGCGCGAGCCGCAGCUAUCCGCCGGAAGCCCAUAACUUCACAGGCUCAGCCGCCAACUGAUCCCGAUCCUUGCCUCGAUAAAGUUCAGAUUCUAGAGUUGUUCCAAAAUUGCAUCAAAUUGGCCAGUGAAAAUAAAAUUAAUCAAAAGAAUACUUGGGAGCUGAAUUUAAUAGACCAUCUUCGCGACAUUAUCAAGGUUGAAGAAGAAAAUGAUGUGGAGACGAACUUUCAAAAGGCCAGUUGUACUUUGGAAGCUGGUGUCAAGAUUUACUCGUUGAGGGUGGAUUCGGUUCAUUCAGAGGCAUACAAGGUUCUCGGCGGGAUAAACAGAGCAGGUUAUGAAAAUGAGCAAGGUUCUGGGAAGGAGGAUAUCAAUGCUGCCACCGCACAGAAAGGCAAUCCAAAGAAAGAGUCAGAGAAAAAGAUGUCACCUUUAUCAACAUUGGAAUCUUCUUUUGAGGCUCUUAAUGUAAAGAAAUUUGAUGUUGCCUUCGCAGUGGAUCCUCUAUAUCAUCAAACAUCUGCACAAUUUGAUGAAGGUGGAGCCAAAGGUCUUUUGUUGAAUAAUCUUGGUGUUUAUGCUGGAUGCCGGGUUCUCUUUGAUUCAUUUGAAGUGCCAGGGAAGGAAAUUCCUUGUUCAAAUCAACAUGAUGUAUCUGAAACAAUUGAUCUAUCUUUUGGUGAAGAAUACCUUGAGCGUAUGGUAUUGAACAUGCAAGCAAAGGAUGAAAUUUCACCGACUCUCAAGAAUAUAGUCAAUCAAUUUGAUGAAGAUAACAGAAGGCCACUGGAGAACUUUUCCUGCAGUCAGAGAUCAGCAGACCAAGCUUAUAGUAUAAAUAAUGAAAAUGAGUUCAAUGGUGUUGCAUUUGAGAGUUUUGAAACUGAUGGUUUUGAUCAUGAUGACCAGCCAAGCUAUGUCGAUGAGGAAUUUAACAGAGUGGAACCAUCUUUCACGAGUUAUCACGAGGAUACAGAGCAAUUUUCUUUUAACAAUCGCGAUGCAGAUGGCAUAUUUGAAGAAGUUGAUGAAUAUUUGUUUUUGAGCUUGGGAUUUCCUUCGAAGCAAAAUACUUGGGCCGGUCCUGAUCAUUGGAAAUAUCGGAAAACUAAAGGUUCUGAGAAUGUCUCUAACGAAGAAAAUGCAACAACUUUAACAACAAAGAAAGCCAGAAAUAAGAAACAAGCAGAGCCUGAUAUUGAUUUCACAAAAGCCUUGGAUAAUGAAGUGCCAGACAUCUUUGCUCCUCCUAAAAAUCUAAAGUCAUUACUGCUACCUUCAAAUAGAGCACCUUGUAAUACAAAGCUUCCUGAAGAUUGCCACUAUCAACCUGAGGAUCUUGUCAAAUUGUUUCUUUUACCAGAUGCGAUGUGCCUUGGCAGAAGGAGGAGAAGGAAGUUGUCUGACGAAUCAAGGGAACAGUGCGGUGAUUAUGAUCCACAGGCAUCCUGGGAAGAGCAAGGUGCAUUUGGUGGUUUUGAUGAUGAAGUUGAUCAUAGCGAUCUUGAUUACUCCGGCAUGCUUGUUUCUCAGCCUCGACAGGUUAGUAAAAUUGAAGUCGAGUAUGAUAAGGCAUCAAAACAAGUUGAUGUCCAAGCUUUGAAAGAAACUCUUUGGGAUCAGAUACAACAAUCUCAAGAAACAUCAUUUCAGAUCCCUGAAAAAAAGCUAUCAUUCAGGCAUCUCUUGGCAAGCUUUCCUGCUGAUUGCAAAGCAGCUGGAGCAACCAAGGAGAUUUCGCCUCAUCUGUUUUUCAUAUGCCUGCUACAUUUGGCCAACGAGCAUGGACUGUGCAUCCACGGUCAGCCUGACAUGUAUGAUCUUGGUAUACAACUUCCUCACUAGGGGAAGUAUACAAAUGAAACGAUCCAGUUCAUCUUUGAAAACUCAAUACUGCUUGUAAAAAUUGUUUAUUAGACCAGGUAGCUCAGCAACAACUGAGUUGCUGGGGCUUAUGAUAGUGAUGUAAACUUGUUCUUGUUCAUACUUUUAAGUAGGCUGCUUAAAAUCUCUACCUCAACACUAAGAGAUUGAUGCUCUGUACCUCAGAAUCCAAUGUUCUUUCAGAACUGUUGAUUUUUGCUACAUAAUGAUUAUUGUUGGGAGGUUAUUUUCUGCCAAUUG